GAAAGUGCCAGCCAGCGCCUCGCUGCGCCCUUUGACCGAUGUUCGGGACUCCCCACCCAGUCUAGCUGCAAUCCGAUGUUUUCCCCUCGAACGGGGUCAGUACAAGAGAACCCUGCCCCACAAGCUACAGCACAAGCUCACCCAGGAAGACAGCAGCCGACUUGUGUGGUAAUGGCGGAGGCACCUGAGUUGUUGAGUGGGGAUCUGCUGAGCGGUGGACAGGAAUACCGUGUACACCUGUCACAUGACGGCCUACGCUGGCAGCUGACCAAUCAGAAGAAGGAACCCGCAGAGGUCAGCCUCCCGUGGAGUGACAUCUACGGCCUGGGGUCAGAUGGCCUGGGGGAGACAACUCAGGUGAAUGGUGAGGGCAAGAGCUUCACCAUCCACUUUAUAUCCCGCAGAAAGGAUAAGAAGUGGAGGGCAGCUGAGAAGAAGUUUGAUGUGAAGGAAGGUGACGUCAGUGCAUGGGUUGUCCAGAUACAAGCCAAGUAUCGACCAGCGACCCCUAAAAGCCUGCUUGUGAUAGUGAACCCAAUCGGGGGCAAGGGUCAAGGUCGACAGAUCUACGAGAAGAAGGUGGCAGGUCUCUUCAAGACGGCAGAGAUUAACACUCAUGUUAUCUUGACAGAAAGGGCCAGACAUGCAGAAGAAAUUAUCAACAACUUUGACUUCUCUGAUGUGGAAGGCAUCGUGACAGUGGGAGGAGACGGGAUGUACCAGGAGGCACUCAACACGCUCAUCCAACGGAACCAGAAAGAGGCUGGCAUCGACGUCAAUAAUCCAGAGUCUGUCCUCAAGCCGCUAGAUAUCAAGUUUGGCAUCAUUCCAGCAGGUACAGGCAAUGGUGUUGCAAAUUGGGCUUGUGGUGUUAACGAUGUUGAGACUGCAGCUCUACAUGUAAUACGAGGCGAGGUAAACAAUUUCAACAUUUUCGGCAUCUAUGAACCAGGCAAGCUCGUGUGCUUCAGCGGCCUUCUCUUUGCCUAUGGAUUCUACAGCGACAUGGUUAAAAAGACGGAUGAGAAGCGAUGGAUGAAAACAUUCAGAUAUCCUUAUGUGCUGCUAACCAGUAUGUUGGGCAAGAGGCGUGUUUAUGAGGCGGACAUCCAGGUGCUCGAGGCACCGAGUCUUGAGAACAACGCACAGGACAAGCGUGGGGCAGAGUCCGAAGGAGCUGCCGCCUCCCCCACAGAGCUAGGAUGGCGGAGACUGGAGACGAGGGAGUACAUGGAUGUCCUCAUGUUUGUCUGUGAUCUCAACACUGCCGGGGAGCAGCUCGUAAUGGACCCAUCGUCACAGACCAUCACCGUUCUGCUGUCUAAGCACUGUGGAAGAAUCAGCCACCUCAAGGUGUUUUUGGGGGCGAUGACAGGGAAGAAAGAGAGUCUGCAGGCUCCACAGUUGACUGUCCUGAAAAAUGUCACAGCAUUUAAGAUCAAGGUCAAGGUCUGUGAUGAGAACUCCUCGAAGUCUGAAAAACAGAAGGAACUGGAACACUUACUGGACGUCGAUGGGGAGGUGUACCGAGCAGAGACCAUGGAUCUCGAGAUACGUUUACAGUCACAGUUUGUUCCCAUGUUUUCCUCCCCUGUUGAAGUGCCCUGUGUGCCAACGACAGAGAUAUGACUCCCCAGGACCAGCCAGCUGUUUCAGGGGGAGCAAUAGAUUCCCUGUGGAACACCUGUUUCAGGGGGAGCAAUAGAUUCCCUGGAGAACACCUGUUUCAGGAGGGACCAGGGGUCAAGGAAAGUACCCAGCAUUCAACACUCAGAUCAAGAAAAUGCUACCCUCCAUCACCCAACUGUGCCUUUAUCCUGUGGAACUGUGUUGCCAUCCAGCUGAGCACGACCACCAGCUUGUGGUGUGAGGUAACAUAUGGCAGCUACUCCACUGUAACAAGGAACAGGGCAUGUCUUGCAUGGCGGAGAUGACUUUCAAAACGUACGCUAUGUAUGUUUUUACCUGUUGACUUAAAGAUGUUGUACAACUUCUUAGUUUGAACUUUCCUAGUCUGUGGAUGUAUAUGUGUCUGUAACUGAACUUAUAUACCCAGAAGAAUAUGUCUUGUAUCGACCUACCAUAAACCCGUGAAGAUCCAGGUUAAAAUUGGUCUUCAGUAACCCAUGUUUGUUGCAAGAGGCGACUAACGGGAUCUGGUGGUCAGGCUCGCUGACUUAGUGGAUGCACAUCAUUGUAUACCAAUUUGGUAGAUCGAUGCUCGUGAUCACUGGAUUGUCUGUGUUCUUCCCAGUUGAUCAAAAUUGUCUGUUUACUGAUGUCACAGACAGCUCUAUAUUUACCAAUUGGUCCAUAUUGCCUGUUUACUGAUGUGACAGACAGCUCUAUAUUUACCAGAUGGUCCAUAUUGCCUGUUUGCUGAGGUUACACACAGCUCUAUACUUACCAGUUGGUCCAUAUUGCCUGUUUGCUGAUGUCACAGACAGCUCUAUAUUUACCAGUUGGUCCAUAUUGCCUGUUUACUGAUGUCACAGACAGCUGUAUACUUCCCAGUUGGUCCAUAUUGUCUGUUUACUGAUGUGACAGACAGCUGUAUACGUCCCAGUUGGUCCAUAUUGCCUGUUUGCUGAUGUCACAGACAGCUCUAUAUUUACCAGUUGGUCCAUAUUGCCUGUUUACUGAUGUGACAGACAGCUCUAUAUUUACCAGAUGGUCCAUAUUGCCUGUUUGCUGAUGUCACAGACAGCUCUAUAUUUACCAGUUGGUCCAUAUUGCCUGUUUACUGAUGUGACAGACAGCUCUAUAUGUACCAGUUGGUCCAUAUUGCCUGUUUGCUGAUGUCACAGACAGCUCUAUAUUAACCAGUUGGUCCAUAUUGUCUGUUUGCAGAUGUGACAGACAGCUCUAUAUUUACCAGUUGGUCCAUAUUGUCUGUUUGCAGAUGUCACAGACAGCUCUAUAGUUUCUGAU
Haliotis rufescens (red abalone) is the source of this 2931-nucleotide messenger RNA. Its product is annotated as ceramide kinase-like. The transcript has 13 exons. Lineage: Eukaryota; Metazoa; Mollusca; Gastropoda; Lepetellida; Haliotidae. Gene Ontology annotation, molecular function: kinase activity. The coding region runs from base 76 to 1629 and encodes 517 amino acids. The record is from RefSeq and is a predicted model, not a curated record.